AUGGAGAAAGAAGACUUCAGAGAGAUCUCAUACGAGGAAGAGCUGCAAAGAGCCAAAUGGUUUAAGGAAGACCUUGAGAAAGGUAAGCGAAAGUGAUAGAAGAACAAAAUAAGGAAAAUCUGUCGAACAAAGAGUUUGAAAAAAAGCAAAACAAAAUUGAUUCGGCUUUCUUUAGGGCAGUCCACACUUGUGCGGGAACCAGUGCCUGGGUAACGGCAAAAAAUAGCCUGCGUAGCUGGCGGUAUUGUGUAGUAGUCGAGUGAGAUUUGGCGGCGGAGCCGUUGUAAUAUAGUCGAGUGAGAUUUGACGGCGGAGCCGUCACGAGCGACGAAGCGGCGAGAAUUUCAACCGCCUCGUCCCUACUCCCUUUUUUUGGAACACGGCUCCGCCGCCAAAACUUUAAUCUCGCACCCACACAAUACCGCCAGCUACGCAGGCUAGGCAAAAAAUAGUGUAGUGUUCGCACCUUGAGUACUCCAGCUACUCCAUUACACCCUGUUUAAGGCCAUUUUGAAACAUGAGCUUAGCAGUGUGUACAAAGCAGUGCAAGACUUCCCCAGAACUAACAAAAACGGUGUGCACACAGGGACCCGGUGUCCACUUUUGUGCCUAAGUUCUAGAGUGGGUACUUGACUGAAAAGGGCACCGUUCCCGAGCACCAAGUGAGAAAGGUGCCUUUGAUUUGCUUCUUGCACGCUAUAUCCUGCAUGUCGAUUGUACGUUUUUGUUAAGUAAAGGCAAGAAAAAUACAGAACGAUUCUUCGCCGGGAAACAAGAAGCACGUUGAAAACAAAAGUGGAGAACAGUGUUCAUAAAAAUAGCAGAAGAAUUUCGAAGCAGACUUCUGUAGAGUAGAGGCCCGGAAAUGAUCUACAUCCCUAAAAUGAUCACCGAAAUCGACCCGCAAAUAACCCUCACACCGAGGUGUUUCCUGUUUUUUCCGUGCUGCCCCUAAAAUGAUUCCCAAGUAAUUCUUGAAAUAAAAACUGAAAUCGGAGAAUUGAAAGGUGCAAAAUAAACGAAAUCAGUAAUUUAAAGUUUCGAGAUCCUUUCCACUUAUCUUACAUGGACAUCUUCAAUUACAUUUCCAAGAUUUUAAAAAAUGUUAGACGCGUAAAUCAAAUGUAUUAUUCAUGACUAUGAAAUGAUGAAUCAAAUUGGAACAAAAUAAAACUUAAAAUAGCACUUAGGGGAUAAAACUAACACUAACUGGAGAGGAAAAAACGUAAAGCAAGAACUCUGCCCAUAAAAUACAGGAAACCAACUCGGUACUGACGUUUUCCACUCUUUUUCCUUGAUACGUGUAUCACAAAGGUGGCAUUCCUCGCUGUAAUAAGCUGUAAAAAUGUCGUCGUCAUCCGGUCGCGAAACAGGACAGCAUAUUGACUCCCCUUUUAAAAGGAUACUACAUACGAGUUACGGGAGCCAAUCAAAACGCGCGAAAAUUAAAAUUGCUAUCUACUGAUUGUCUUCUGUUCUCCUCAUCCAAGGCGGGAUAAUGCGUGCGCAGGAGAUGGAUACCGAUAUCAUACUAGUGAUUUGGGAAUGGGGUUACCUGAGUCAUACCUUAGACACGGGAAUACCCAAAUCAGUCUGACAGUGCUCUGAUUGGCAGAGAGGUGUGUGCGCGUGUACGUUGUGACGUCAAGAUCUUUAGCUAUCUUUUGCAGUCCGCAGCUAGUAUUCACGCAAUCACGAUUUAAAAAAGCUAAAAAAGGAAACGCUUUGAGCUAAAAACUUGACUUUCCUCACCUUCAAUAAAAAUCCAUAGUUUGCUAAAUCCUUUCUCUAAAACAUAAUGGUAAGAAUAAAGGUUAAUCGUUUUUACACUAAACGUAUUUUUUUUUCUUGAAGGUGGAUGGAGUGAAGGUCUCCACACCCCAGGAGUCUCUAAGUUCUGGUUCAAAACAUUCCCAGAUAUGGAAGUGCCGAUAAAAGCCCUCUUCACGAUGGAAAUUCCGGUGCCAGCAGAGAAAGUGGUAGAAAUCCUUGCCCCUGCCAAUGUGAAGUACCAAAAAGAAUGGAAUGCAGCUUUCCCGGUUAACGAACUCGUUGAAAACUAUAUCGAACAAGAAGGAGGUGGAAGCUUAUUCUACUCCGUAGUCGAGCUUUCCUGGCCUCUUACUAAUCGAGCCUACCUCGUUUUCAUUCCACCCAGUAAAGAAGUUGAUUGGUAUGGCAAAAAAGCGUUCCUUCUGCUUCAGAAAAAUGCGUGGCACCAUUCAAAACCUCCAGGCGCUGACGGAUUUGUCAGGUAAUAAUAAUAAUAAUUCAUGAACUUAUUGUGCUUAUUGUGCGCAGCUUAACAUGAGAAUGAUCAGCUACGCAUUAUAAAUGCUUUACUUUACAAGAAACAAAUAAAAAAGAUAAUGCAUUAAAAAAAAAACAAUAAAAAGAAUAUAUAUGCAUGCAAGUAAGAACUGAAUAUAAAAUUGCUCACCAAUAUAAGGUUCUAAAAAUAUAAGUCUUAAUAUGCGCCUUAAAACUGUUCACAUUAGUAAUCGCACGAAGUUCUUUUGGAACAGAGUUCAAGAGCGUUGGUGCUGCUACCAUAAAAGCUCUAUCACCUAACGUCUUCAAUCGAACAGCUGGCAUAGAAAGUAAAAUACUACCUGAAGAUCUAAGGUUAUAUAAGGACUAUUCAAAUGUUAGUAAAUCGCACAAAUAUUUAAGAGCAAGGCCGUGAAUUGCUUUGAACGUAAUAAGCAGUAUCUUAAAUUGUAUCCGGGCUUUAACGGGAAGCCAAUGCAGACCACGAAGAAGAGUAGACACUUAUUUUUGUCACAGACAAAAGUGAUUUACAGCGAGGAAAACACGAGCACAUAUGGGUAAAAGCCUCUCGCGUGACCCAUCUCUUCAUGCUGGAAAAGAUUUUAAUCACGUUCGACUGAGAUCGGUUUAAAUCGGCGCUUAGUCUCUGACGAAAAGAGGCAGGAAUGCUUACGUAGUUGUAUUUGCGAAACAUGAAGUAGAAAGUUACUCUCUAAGACCGGAAAAUAGUUUGCCUCAUAUCAGUACCUCUGGUACCUUUCGUUAGCUUGGUUGGUAAGGACGGCCGAUUUAUGAAGUGCAUGAUUGAGUUGUAUUCAGUCGCCGGUGUGGUGUGCAUUCUCUUGUAUGGGACCCAUUCUUAGAAAACAAUUAGAACGGAAUUAGAUCUUUAAUUUUUGAGCUCAAAUGUUUAACGUUCUGAGAAGACGCUGAACUCUUUCUAAAGCAUGCUUGAAGAUUUACCGUCUCACUAUGGAAAAGUUGCAUAACGCAGUUUAGAGUGGAUCUCGCAGUACGGGCGAUCUUCCAGAGCAAAAUCAUGAAAUCAAAAGAUACGUGUUGCAAGCUUUUUCAGAAGCAGCACCAAUAACCAUCAGCAACAAAUAUAAUCAGAAAUAAAAGUUACCAAGACAGAAAACACGACAGCCAGGUAGACCAAUUUUGAUAGAUUGAAAUUCAAACUUGGCAACUCGGCUUAGGAGAUCGAACAAAACAAAACAAUUGCUUUAUUCAUUGCCGAAGUCAAGAUUGAUUCUUUUGUCUUAUCUUCCUUAGCCUUGAAGUCAAUUUUGAAUUUUAGUGCAUCAAAAUUGGUUUAAAAACGCAAGUGAAGUUUCGGUUUUGCACAAUCACUGGUCAACAACGUUUAACUCAAUCUCGUUUUGAGUCGGGUAAAUUGUUACACCGAGAAUACAGUAUUGAAGUUGCCUGAUAAGUGUGGUCCUACAAUUUCGGACCAUGCCAAACAGCACUGUCGCAAUAAACGAUCGAUAAUUACUCCUGAAGCCUGAACUCCUGUGAUUAUUAAUAGUCGAUGCUCUUAAAUUAAAUGAAUUGAGCAACCUCGUCCCCAGGGCUUUUCCCUUAAAAAUUUUGUAAUGGAAAAGCCCUGGGAACGAGGUUGUGAAUUGAGCGCUCUACGAAAUACGUUCUACCCAGAAUCAAGAGAGAAUGAUCUAGCUCAUUCUGUCUUGCCAGAAUACAAGUAUUAUUUAUUGCCAUAUAUCACAAUAACUUUAUGCCAAGAUUAUUUAGUCAAUCAUUAGGCCAUUUUCAGAACGAGGCUAAGUGCAAAACCUUUCUUGUGAAAAUGAAUUUGAUUUGCAUGAGAAUGAAAAGUCAUCUCUUCACUGAGCCUCGCUUUGAAACAGAGGCUUAAGGAAACUAGGAAAAGGCCUGUUGCGUGCAAAUCAAACUGGUGGGCAAUCUUUUAUUGAAACUAAUAUUCAGGUUUGGUUUGUCGUGCCCUUCAUCAUUGGAGAGAUGGAGGGGAUCAAUGGCCUUCGUUCGAUAUAUCAAAAUUCUAACAUGACUCCGAGGCUUUAGGGUCAAAAUUGCAAAUUUUUCACGACUCCAUUGUCUCGCAAUUCCCAGAAGAGACUCAGACUCGUACCCAGUCGCUAUUUAAGUGUUUUUUGGGGUGAGAGAAGAUUGGGGAUUUGGUUGAGGCGCGCGGGGUCUCAUGGGAAGGGAGGAAGGAAACCCCGCAUGUUAACCCCGCAUGCGCCUUGACCUACUCCCCAAUCUUCUCUCACCCCAAAAAACACUUAAAUAGCGACUGGGUACGAGUCUGGAAGAGACUUGAGCACAAGGAAAACUAAACCAAAUAUAGAAGAAUGAACAGAAAGCCUGGGAGUCAUGUUAGAAUUUUAAUAUUUCUAACGUGGGCUAUUAAGACAAUCCAAAGUUUAAAAAAACUGCUCCAACCUAGCAGUUUUAGCUUAACUUAUUUGUUUUGUUUGUUUGAUUUUUAACUCAUAGGGCAACAAAUGGAGGAAACUUCUCUUUGAUCAUCCCUGACGAGGAAAAUCCAUCUGGUGCAUGCAAGAUGUUCAUGUUGCGAAAUAAUAAUUAUAAUGGUUGCUUACCCAAUAAGGGAAUCCAGUUCCUCAUAGCAAAAACCCUUCCUUCUAAAUUUAAUCUCUGGAGAGAAGGGAUUAUUGAUGCCUACAAAAGGUUCUUUGGUGAUUAG
Molecule: messenger RNA, 4963 nt
Organism: Porites lobata
Lineage: Eukaryota; Metazoa; Cnidaria; Anthozoa; Scleractinia; Poritidae
Source: the annotation of a GenBank genome assembly